CCCUGCAUGUCUCUUUCUAUUUCUCUCUCUCUCACUCACUCUCUUUCUUUCUCUGGCAGGACUCAGCUUUUUUGGCAGGAGUGACCAGAAUAAAAACAGCAACACCAGACAUAGAAGAGAAAAAAGUGCAAUGAUCCAUCGAACUAAAGGCUUUGCCCUUUCCUAAUUACGUCGUGUCCAGUAUCAUUUUCUUUUUUCCUCCCCUCUUCAUUUUUUUGAGACAUUUUUGAAGUGGUAAUUAGCUCUUGGAGAAUAAAACCAGCUGAUUCAGGGAGACCCAGUGCAUUUUAGGGCGAGAUGGCUAACAGGAGGGUGGCGUUGCUCCUUCUCGGAUUCUUCCUCAUCAUACAGCUGAGUCCUUCGCUGCAAGGAGGGGUGUAUGUGCCACCUGGUUCUGCUGGAGCAGGACCAGGAGGUGCUGGAUUGCUACCAGGUGCUGGAUUUUUCCCAGGUGCUGGGGCGUCCCAAUACAAAGCAGCAAAAGCAGCAGGAGGAUAUGGAGGUUCUGCUGGGACUCAGACAGGAGCAUUAGGGGCUGGAGGUUAUGGAACUGGUGGUUAUGGGGCUUAUGGCGCAUAUGGUGGUGCUGGAAGAUUUUACCCAGUGGCUGGAGGUCUGAAACCGGCUAAACCAGGUGCUGGGCUACCUGGAGGAGGUCUUCCUGGAGGAGGUCUUCCUGGAGGUGCUGGUGGAAAGCCUGCUAAAGGAGGGCCAGGAGCAGGAGGAAUUGGCCCUGGUUCUGGCCUCCCAGGCCUUGUCAUUCCUCAGACCGGUGUACAAGGACUGGGCCCUGGUGGGGUUGGACCUGGGGGAAAAGCCGCGAAGCCCGGAAAAGCUCCAGUGCCGGGAGUGGGAGUGCCUGGACCUUACCAAGGAGGACUUGUUCCUGGACAAGGCUUCAAUGGGCGGGGUGUUCUUCCUGGUGUAGCCACAGGUACUGGACUCAAACCUAAAUCAGCUGCUGGUGGAGGACAGGGUCUGGUACCAGGUGGUGGUGGGCGUGGAUAUGGACCAUUGCAACAAGGAGUAUUUCACGGAUACCCUCUCAAAUCUCCCAAAGCCUCAGGUGCUGGGUUACCCUACACUGGUGGUAAACUUCCUUAUGGUUAUGGUGGUUUCGGUGGAGGUGCUGGACUCCCUGGUGGGAACGUUGGAGCUGGCUCCAAGCCCGGUUAUCCAACAGGGACUGGUGUUGGGACUUUAGGGGUAUCUGCUGCACAAGCCAAAGCUGCUAAAUAUGGUACUGGAGCCAGUUUAGGUGGGGCUGGAUCUUUUCUGGGUGGUGCUGGUGGACUUUACCCUGGUAUGGGAGCUGGUUUAGGUGGUGUUGGAGCAGGUGGUGCUGGUGGAGUUUACCCAGGGGCAGGAGGUGUGGGUGUUCUUACCCCAGCUCAAGCUAAAGCAGCUAAAUAUGGUGCUGGUCCUGGUUUUACUGGUAUUGGUGGUGUACCAGGCACAGGUGGACUCUUUCCUGGGGCAGGGGGUCCUGGUGCACUCUCCCCUGCUCAGGCAAAAGCUGCUAAAUACGGUGCAGGAGUAGUUCCUGGUGGAGCUGGGAUUGGUUCUGGUGGUGCUGGGAUUGUGCCAGGAGUUGGAGGGGUUUAUCCUGCAACAAGAGAACAUUAUAAUGAUCUUGGAAUCUCAAAACCAUUUUUUUUUUCGAAAGGCCUUACUCCUGCUCAAGCUAAAGCAGCUAAAUAUGGUUUGGGUGGGGCAGCUGGAACUGGUGUUGUUCCUGGUGUUGGAGGACUGUACCCUGGAACUGGAGGUGCACCAGUCGGUGGAGUAGUGGGGGGAGCCGGCGGAAUUCCUGGAACAUCACCAGGGGCUGGAGUAUAUCCAGGUGGAGUGAAGCCUCCUAAAUAUGGAGGGGCCGGUGUUGUCCCAGGCUACGGUUCUGUUGCUGGGCUCGGAGGAGUUCCUGGAGCUGUGCCUGGGGCUGGAGGGCUAGGAACUGGUGCGAAACCCCCUAAAUAUGGAGUGCCUGGAGGAACAGGUUUGGGGGUUCCCGGAGGAGUUCCAGGAGGAGUACCAAUAACUGGAGCAGGAGGAUACCCUACUGGUGCCAAGGCUCUAAAAUAUGGUUUGGGUGCUGGUGGUGGUUUACCAGGUGGGACUGGUGUUGUGCCUGGAACAGGUUUGGGUGGAGCUGGUGGAGUCCCAAGUGGAGUUGGAAUAGGAACUGGAUAUGGAGGAUAUGGGACUGGGGCAAAACCACCUAAAUAUGGUGUACCAGGUGGAGUACCAGGUGGGGUACCAGGUGGGGUACCUGGUGGGGUACCUGGAGGUGUUCCUGGAGGGUAUCCAGCAGGAGUUAAACCUCCGAAAUAUGGAGGUGCAGGUACAGUACCUGGUGCAGCAGGAGCACCACUGCCUGGAACUGGGACGGGACUGAUACCAGGAGCUGGGGUUGGAGGAUAUCCUGGGGGAGUCAAACCUCCUAAAACUGGCGCUGGGAUCACUGGAACUGGAAUAGCAGCUCCUGGAGCAACACCUGGUGGUGACUUGGUGGUUGUACCGGGCGGCACUGGCAUCGGUGUUCCUGGAGGUACUGGUCUGCCCUUUGCACCAAGUGGAAAACCAGCAAAGCUUCCAACGCUGGCUCCUGGAGGGACUGCUGUACCGGGUAAGUGCAAAACUGAUUCUGUUUGAUAAAUGAGCAAUCUCUAUGUACUAUUAAUUGCAAUUCAGUUUGUUGCCAAAGAAAGAAAGUAGUUGCUCAUUCAAAUAAUGUAGAGAUUUUUGCAACAGUUUUCUGCAAACAGUUACAGUACAGACAAAUAAUGGUGAUUGAAUAGGGGUCAGUUCUUUCAAAAUCAAGCAUAUCCAAUUAUUUCAUAGACGAAACCUUUAAUGAAAUAAAGAAAUACACAUUUACUCAGUCACAUCCUCUUAAAAUGUGCCUUAUACAAAAUGUUACAUAUGUAACCCUGGUUCCCUGAAUAGAGAACAAGAUGCUGCAUCAUGCGAUAACACUAUGGGGAAUGCCCUCGGCAUAAUCGUGUCUGAAGAAUGUGUGCAAUCACAUCAAGAGGUCAGCUGACAUAGUGCACUGCAUCACCUACACCAUAAAAGGCCAUCUCAAACAUCACGUCUUCAGAUUAUCUGAUGGAAGAUGCACAGGCCUGCCUGAAGUAUGACAGUGAGACUCAGCAUCUCAUUCCCUACUCAGGAAAUAGGAAUUCAACAUUGCAUCAGGAGUUGACACCAGUGGCAACUGUGUACCAAUUAUUCCAUUCUGCAAAAAAGACUUGAUAAUUACAGACAAGUGUAUUGGAGCAGAUCCUUAGGAACAGGAUUCAGUACACCUGCCCUAGGACAAUCAUCCGACACUGACUCUUGAGGAUCAAAGAGGGUCCAAUAUUUCUAGGAUAGGUCCAAGAAGGAGUUCCCGCUGGUCAGAAAGGCCUCAACUACCUGAUCCCAUGUAAACCAUGGGAAAUUAGGGAGUAUCUCCCCAAUAAAAUGCUGUUGAUCUGCACAUGCGGAAAGUUUCUCUUGGAGGAAUUCCAGGCAGUGGACUUAAUCCAAAUGACGCUGCUUACACUAUGAUGCGAAAUACUUCAGAAAAUACACUUUCGUAGUAGAGGGAGCUUUAACAAUAAAAAAAUAGACUAGACUAGAAUUUAAUAUGGGGUUUACCACCAAAGGCCAAACUCAUAACUUUAACUGUUCAGGCUAGGGAAUUGAAAUAAGCCCUGCAGUUGAGGCUGGAAUCUC
Messenger RNA from Carassius carassius (crucian carp), 3720 nucleotides. RefSeq names its product elastin-like. NCBI's taxonomy places the organism in Eukaryota, Metazoa, Chordata, Actinopteri, Cypriniformes, Cyprinidae. Gene Ontology annotation, molecular function: extracellular matrix structural constituent. The transcript has 39 exons. Bases 298 to 2652 code for a protein of 784 amino acids. The record is from RefSeq and is a predicted model, not a curated record.